This is a messenger RNA of Aegilops tauschii subsp. strangulata, 621 nucleotides long. NCBI's taxonomy places the organism in Eukaryota, Viridiplantae, Streptophyta, Magnoliopsida, Poales, Poaceae. The record is from RefSeq and is a predicted model, not a curated record.
AUGCCGGCGCGCCAGGCGCAGGAAUGCACAAUGCGGCUGCAGUCUCAUACCGACGAGGUGGUGGAGACUGCCAAUGACAGGGAGGUUGCAUGGACCCGGAGGAAGCUUGGCUCCGCUGCUUCAUUUCCUGCCUCCCGCACCACCGCCGCCUCCGACCUUGACAUCAGGCCUCGUGGCGCCGAAAUUCGAUCGGAUGGAGUACGCGUAGCAGCCAGGUACAAUCAGCAGUCGGAUGGAGGUGGUGGAGAGGGUGGAGGGUUCGGCAAUGGCGGCGGUGUUGGGUUUGAAGGUGGUGGAGGGGGUGGAGGGUUCGGCACUGGGGGUGUUGGUGCCAUGGAUAGUGGUGUUGGGUUUGGAGGUGGUGAAGGGGGUGGUGGCUUUGGCAAUGAUGGUGGAGGUGCGUUUGGAGGUGGUGUUCGUUUCGGCCGUGGUGAUGGAGAUGGGAUUGAUGCUUCGGCAAACCAUGUGGAUGGCGGUGGUGGUGGUGGUGGUGCUACGAGCGGUGGUGCUUGUUCUCUGAACCAAGUUGAAGAUGGUGCUCAUUCUCCGGUCCAAGUUCAUGAAGAUGGUGGUGCUACAGGCGGUGGUGAUGAUCUUCGCAACAAUGAGGAUGUUGCUUGA